Electrophorus electricus (electric eel) is the source of this 1981-nucleotide messenger RNA. It is a transcript of the gene tmem182a, whose product is annotated as transmembrane protein 182a. NCBI's taxonomy places the organism in Eukaryota, Metazoa, Chordata, Actinopteri, Gymnotiformes, Gymnotidae. The record is from RefSeq and is a predicted model, not a curated record. Gene Ontology annotation, cellular component: membrane.
GGGAGGAGGGUUAGGGUUAGGGUUAGGGUUAGGGUCCGGGUCCCCAGUCCAGCCCUGUUCUGACACCGACAUCACUGAAAACCGACAAGCCUUCGGGAAGCAAGCCCGCAGCUGCUGCUGUAAAAAACAGGAAAGGACCCCAGACCCCGUUCUGAGAGCGGAGGAGCUUACAGGCACCUGAAAGCACUCCUAAAACAACAAGUCAACAACCUGACCUUACAUUCCUGCUGAGCACUGAGACCUUUUUGCCGACCUGUGCCUAACACGGAGGAGCGAGGAAGAGAGGCGCUCCAGCCAUGAAGCUAAGCGUGGCAUUGUUUUUUGCUGGGAUCUUUGGAGCCCUGGCCACAGUCUUUGUUCUUCUGUCCUUUGGUACAGAUUACUGGCUCUUGGCUUCGGAGACGAAAUGCAAGACUGAUUUAACUGGUGCUUUAGAGCGAGGGCAUGCUGAAAACACUUCCACCUUUUACCAUGAGGGCUUUUUCUGGCGCUGUUCCUUUGACGGCAGUACCAGUAUGGAACAGGACCCCCUGAGGAUAUUCUGGUUCAUGUUUGUCCCCAAAGCAAAUCAAUCACACGGCAAGAUGUGCAUACCUGCCUAUUUUUUUCCCUUCCCUCUAUCUCUGCAGACCCACAAUGCAACCACCUACGACUCUGCCAUCAUCUACAGGGGGUUCUGGAGUGUCUUUAUGCUUCUGGGAGUAACUGCAGUCGUACUGGGCGGCUUCAUCAUCAUCUGUGCAGCUCCGUUCGCGAGCCACUGCCUCUACAAGGCAGGUGGAGGUCUCUACCUCCUAGCCGGUUUCUUCCUCCUUUCUGUCACUGUGAUGUUCGUCAUCUGGUUGGAGGUGCUGGACAUAGUGGACAUAUAUGUGGGCCAAAAGUCUCAUCUGUAUCCAAACUUCCACCUCACAAUCUGCUACGGCCUCUCCUUCAUAUUUGCUCCGGUGGGCGUGUUUUUCUGCCUGCUGGCUGGCCUGCUCUUUUUUCUGAUUGGCCGGUCAAUGCAAAUGCACUGCCACUGAGCAUCUGAAUGACAUGUACAUACCACCCACUUUAUUAGAAGCUUGCACGUCCCCUCCCGGCCUGCUUUCGUAGGCACACCUGCUUUCGUAGGCACACCUUUCCUAUAGGUGCAUGAAUUUUUGACGUCCAAAAUAUCAAAGCCAUCCUGUGGUUUAUGAAAUGACUUCUGUUGAAGGGCUGAAAGACAGCUGACACAAAUGGUUACAUGGAAACCAAGAGGCUAUGAACUUUAACCCUAAGGUCAACACUUAUAUUAUUUAUAUUUCUAACAAAUAUUAAAUGAUAUUUCUAAUAAACACAUACUUCUAAUAAGGGAGUUGAUGAGUACUGUUGGAGACCAGUGGAGUGAUGUGUUUUUAUGUCUGUGGUUAUGACUAUAUGAUAGUGAGUAUGUUAGAGUGGGUUUAUUCUUUGGGAGAAGAAUAAGGGAGUGUAUUCAUUACUCAUUUGAUUUGCAAAGCAAGCAGGUAAAAACAUCAUAGACAAUCAUUUGAGUGCCUCGAGUAUAGGUGUGAGCUAAUUACUGUUACAUCGUUAAACUGUGUGACUGUGUGAAAGAUGGUUUGGGAACACUGGGCUGGAUUUGUGUGUGUGUGUGUGUGUGUGUGUGUGUGUGUGUGUGUGUGUGUGUGUGUGCGUGUGUGUGUGUGCAUAUGCACAAGUAUGUAUUCAUAAUAUGUCAUAUUAUGUAUUUUGUUAUCCUUUGUCUUAUAAUAAGGUCAACAUUUUACAAAACAACUAAUGUAUUUUCUAGUACAUUGUACCUGAAUAAUCUUGGUAAGGAUGAAUGAUUUUUGGUUUGCAAAAAUAUUUUUACAAGUGUAUCAUAAAUGAUGUUUGUCUUGCAUGUUUCUUCCCACAAAAGAGUUGUAUUUAUAAUAGUUUUGAAAAGUUAUGAUACAUAUUAUAUGACUAAGACAUUAUAGUGUCCUUAGUUUUCAUAUGAUCAUCUAGA